UUUCUUUUAUCACACCUCUCAAACUCAUACUACCUAGCAUUCAUCAUUUCUCUCUCUCUCUCUUCUUAUUCAAAUUUUCCUUCGAUCAACAAGAAAGAAUUAAUGCAAUGGCAAUAGAUUGCAUGAUUAAGACACCAUCGUGCAUGUCUUCCCUCAAGGAAGAUCUCAAAGAAGACCAACAAAGGUCACUCGUGUUCGAUGCAUCAGUCCUACAACACGAAACCAACAUCCCCCAACAGUUCAUAUGGCCCGAUAAUGAGAAACCCAACUCCAAAAAAUCUAAGGACCUUGAGGUUCCUUUGAUAGACUUGGGAGGCUUCCUUUCUGGACGCUCGAGUUCAACAAAAGAAGCCUCCAAACUCGUUGGUAACGCUUGCCAAAAACAUGGGUUUUUCCUCGUGGUAAAUCAUGGAGUUGAUGCAAACCUAAUAUCUGAUGCUCAAACAUACAUGGACUUGUUCUUUGAGCUUCCCCUUUCAGAAAAGCAAAGAGCUCAAAGAAAAGCCGGUGAAAGCUGUGGAUAUGCUAGUAGCUUCACUGGAAGAUUCUCCUCUAAACUUCCUUGGAAAGAGACGCUAUCUUUCCGAUUCUCAGCCGAGAAGAACUCGGCCGAUAUAGUUAAGGACUACUUCGAGAACACAAUGGGCGAAGAAUUUGUUCGACUCGGGAAGGUGUAUCAAGAAUAUUGCAAUGCCAUGAGUAGACUUUCUCUUGGGAUCAUGGAGUUAUUGGGGUUGAGCCUUGGGGUUAACCGAUCUCACUUCAAGGAAUUUUUCGAAGAAAAUAAUUCUAUAAUGAGACUCAACUACUAUCCACGAUGCCAAAAACCAGAGCUCACCUUAGGAACGGGGCCUCAUUGUGACCCGACAUCGUUGACAAUUCUACACCAAGAUAACGUUGGUGGGCUAGAAGUGUUCGUGGACAAUGAGUGGCGUUCCAUUACACCAAAUUCAAAUGCUUUUGUUGUCAAUAUCGGUGACACAUUCAUGGCACUUUCAAAUGGAAGAUACAAAAGUUGCUUACAUAGAGCUGUGGUAAACAACAAAACUCCAAGAAAGUCACUUGCUUUCUUUCUAUGCCCAAAGAAGGAUAAGGUGGUGAGCCCACCAAAGGAAUUGGUGGAUGAAAAUAACCCAAGGGUAUAUCCAGAUUUUACAUGGGCUACUUUUCUUGAGUUCACUCAGAAGCAUUACAGAGCUGACAUGAACACCCUCCAAGCUUUUUCAAACUGGGUUGAACAGAAAACCAGCACAACUUGAUAUCACAUCGAUCAAUGUCAGCUAGUGUACUACUCUCUUUUUCUUUCCUCUCUUUGACACGCAAACAUGAAUAUAGAUGAAGCUGGAUGAUAAUUGUCAAGGAGGGUUAAAUCAAUAUGCAUGAAGAUAUAUGCAUGCUUUCAUAUCUUUCUCCUUUUUGUAUUUUUAGGGUGACAAUUGAAGGAGGAAAGCAAUGUUAAGGACCCAAGGCAAGAUUUUAAUCUUCUUUGGGGGCUAAACUAGGAAUAAAGAGAAGCAUAUAAAUGAGCCAAUUUUGUAAUUUUCUUUUGGACUAUAUGUAGAAAAGCUUAUUCAGUACCAUUAUCCUAGUAUUUUAGCUGCUACUUGUAUAUAUAAAUGCCAAAAAAAUAUUCACUCAUCA
Messenger RNA from Lactuca sativa (garden lettuce), 1641 nucleotides. RefSeq names its product gibberellin 20 oxidase 2 (gene GA20OX2). The record is from RefSeq and is a predicted model, not a curated record. NCBI's taxonomy places the organism in Eukaryota, Viridiplantae, Streptophyta, Magnoliopsida, Asterales, Asteraceae.